ACCAGUUGACUGUAUAAAAGCCGGUCAACUCCCACCGAUUGUCACUUCAAUACGCACUCUCAAACAUGGCGCACCAAUUCAAAGUUUUGACUCUGUUGGCGGUCUCCGUCUGCAUCGUCCACGGCGGCUUCGUCCUGGAGCCGAUCGGCAAGUCUUACUCGUACAUCUUCAGGCGCGACUUCGCCGGCAGCAGUGGCUUGGACAGCAGAGGAGGAUUUGGACGCUUCGGCGGCUCAGGCUUGGAGGGCGGCAGAUUCGGCCAGGAGUCUAGGAGGUUCGGACAAGAUAGCGGUCGAUUCGGACAGGAGGGUGGACAACAGGCUGAAAUCUCCAGACAAGACUCUGGACGUGCCGAACAGGAUGCUAGACGCUUCGGACAAGAAAGUGAUCGUGCUGGACAGGAAGCUAAUCGCUUCGGACAGGAGGCCGGACGUUUGGGACUGGAGGGUCAGCGUGCUGGGCAGGAAGCCGGACGCGUUGGACUGGAGGGUGAGCGUGCUGGACGCUUCGGACAAGAGGCUGGUCGCUUUGGACAGGAAGGCAACCGUGCUGGACAGGAGGCCGGACGUUUCGGACAAGAGACUAGUCGUGCCGGACAGGAAGGCAACCGUGCUGGACAGGAAGCAGGACGUUUCGGACUGGAGGGUCAGCGUGCUGGGCAGGAAGCCGGACGCGUUGGACUGGAGGGUGAGCGCGCUGGACGUUUCGGACAAGAGGCUGGUCGCUUUGGACAGGAAGGCAACCGUGCUGGACAGGAUGCAGGACGUUUUGGACUGGAGGGUCAGCGUGCUGGACGCGUCGGACAAGAGACUGAACGUUUCCGCCAGGAGGACAACCGUGCUGAACAGGAAGCAGGACGUUUCGGACAAGAUGCUGAGCGUGCUGGACGUCUCGGACAAGAGUCUGGUCGCGUCGGACAGGAAGGCAACCGUGCUGGACAGGAGACCGGACGUUUCGGACAGGAGUCUGAGCGUGCUGGGCAAGAAGCUGGACGAUUCGACCAAGGAGGUCUGCGCGGACAGGAAGGCGGACGUGCUAGCGCUCAGGAGGCCGGUCGUCUCGGACAGGAGGGUGCUCGCGGUGCUGAGGAAGGCUCUUUCUAUGCCAGAUUCGGCCUGAACUUUGGCAGGCAGGAGGGUCGCGGACAGGAGGUUGCUGAACGCCGCGGAGAAAACAACAGGCAGGAUGGCCGCCAAGAACAGGAAGUCAGGCGCCAGGGGGAGGAGACCGGACGUGUCGGACAGGAAGACAGACGCAGUGGUCAAGAACAGGAAGGAAGCCGCAACGAGCAGUUUAAUUUCGGCUCAAGAGGCCAGGAUGGUCUCAAUUUGGUCCGCAACUUUUUCGGUUACAACCGUUUUUACUAAUUUUGCAUUUUUAUAUACAUUUCAUUAAUUUAUUCAAUAAAUAAAUAAAUAACAUUUUUACUUAAAACAAUA
Molecule: messenger RNA, 1439 nt
Organism: Cloeon dipterum
Lineage: Eukaryota; Metazoa; Arthropoda; Insecta; Ephemeroptera; Baetidae
Product: suprabasin-like
Exons: 3
Coding region: 66-1367 (433 amino acids)
Source: RefSeq, a predicted model, not a curated record